AAUUCAUGCAAAUGAAACGAACGCUUACGCUGCGCAUUGACAGGGAGCAUUCGGGAACGAAGAGAUCAGAGCCGGUACUCAUAAAUCAUACUGGAGCUGUUAUAUAGUGCAGAGAAUGCAUCCAACGACUGCCUCGUUUCUUGGUGGUCUUCGCAUUUAUAAAAUUGUGUUACUCGGCGAAGGAGGAGUUGGCAAAUCAGGUGAGUACGAACUAACGAUACGAGCUCAGUCUGGCGUAAAGAUCUCACGUCCCUUGACCAAAGGAAUUUGCGAGCAAACAUUCAAAAUUGAUCGCUAAUCACUGAACAAAAACCAUUUCCUGGAUACUCUCUUUUGUAAAGGAAAAAUUAUGGAGAUAUCAGCUCCGGAGAACUGUAAAUCCGAUUAGGAGACGUUUUUGUUAUGAAAUAUCGCUAUGCGCCAUCGCCGCCGAAAUCGAUCGAUCGACCAUGAACUGUUUGUUUGCACUUUUACAGCGGUUUCAUCCUUUGGUUAAUUAUAAAAUGCUUGGAAUACCACCAGUGUGUUUGUCUUCAGUAAAGGGUGUACAUUUCGCAAAUUUGCCAACUUUAUUGUUUAUUUUGUCCGGAAUUCUAACUUUUCUGGCAUGUGAUCAGAGGGAAAUGUAACAAGUAGCGGCUUGAAACAAUGAUUUUAGUAAUUUGUCUGUUCCACUCUAUUCUCUUGCCCCGGGAAAAUUUCUAAAUGCUACUUUUCUUAGAUAAGCAAACGACUUUUUUCUAGAAAAUCUCGCAAGGGCAAGAAAACUUAUCAACUCGAACAUAUUGUUGUACAUACCAUUUGCAAGUUGUUGUGAACUGGUGUUGUUUUGAUAGUGAGAAUGAUAAUAACAUACUUAUGUUCCGAUGUUGUUGAUUUCAUUGAAGUGUGACGUUCGUUUUUGAGCAAACCGUGAAGAGCUUACUAUAUUUGACCAAUUGUGUCGAGAUAAUUUAAGACUGCACCGUUUUUUGCUUUAAAUUCUUGUGAUCUAUCACUAAAAAAUAAUUAUUUCAAGUUUUUUUGAAACGUCAUCUUAGUGAAGAGAGGUGCUCGCGCGCGAAACGCGAGGUCGCGUGCGUUUUGGUGCUAAGGAGUGUCUUAAGAGAAAAUGUAACAGAGUUCCAGAUUUAUUUCAGCCUGUUGAAAUGAGUCUAACGAAUGAUAACUUUUAAGAAUUUAGAACUGAGGGAAGAUGUAUCCUGCCAGGAUGCAAAAACAAGGACUUCCCUUCUCCCUAGUCAGCUGAACUCAAAACUUCCUUGUUUUGUGCAUAUGGUUAGGAGCUACAUCCAAGCAGAUGUCUUCAUGCAUUAUUUUAAAUUAAUUUGACAAGUGCAUAGUAAACAAAGCCAACUUUCAUAAAAAUUUAAUAGCUGUGGUUACAGUAUUGGUCUUACUCUUGGGUAAAUGGUUCUGUCUGUCUUUAAGGGAAAUGGAAUGCUACAGUUUCUGGUGAAGGGAAACAGAGUCUUGGCCUUAAUAAGCCCUAAGAGUGAUUAGUAUCAAAAUUCUCCUUGUGAUAUCAAUGCUUUAUAAAACAGAUUGGUGAUGAGAAUUAAACGGACAUAAUCACGCGAGAUACAAUGAGUUAAUACUUCAACAACUUCUCGCUACUACUUUUAUAGGAGAUGUAUAGGGGCAGCAAAUGGGAAUUUGAAUUUUAAUAUUAGGGCUUAAAGGGUUAAAGGUCUCAUUAUAAAUAGUAGUUUUGCACUUUAAUUAUGAGAAGUGACAGAGAGAUGUAGAGGUGGAAAACACGAAAGCCUAGUUACUGACAAAAAGCAAAAUCAUGUUGUUCUUCCUGUUAUUAAUUACCAGACAUCAAAAUCAUUUUGAUAAUCCCCUUGAUGCAUCCAAAGCCCAGCUCAAAGUAAAAUUAAUUAUUUUCCUUUUUCUUUUUUCUUUCUCCUCAUUUUUAUUAUUACUGACAGUUUUGUUGUUGUUGUUGUUGUGCAUGUUUUUUUGUUACGUAUUGCCUUUGUGGUGAGCAAGAUGUAAAAACAAACUUAUCUAAUAGAAAUCGGUUUUCUUUUGUUACUUCACGAGUUACUGUAGAGCCUGUAGAAUUAUGACUUUUUAUCCUUAGUGAUUGUGUUGUGUUAAACCUGUAUAAAAAUACCAACAUUCAAUCUCUGAUAUGCUAAAUCCAUCAAGGACACUAUAAGGGAUCAUAUACAAAGUAUGUACUUGAAAUCCAAGAUGGUGUCUGGUGACAUAUUUUCUUUGUGGAACAUGUGCUGACUGUCUGAUAUAAACACAGGUGUUGAUAAACCCUUCACUGCCACAGAUGAAUCUUAAUUCCACAUUUUUAAUAUGAAUCAGGUCUUCAAGUAGGUUGACAUGAAGAAUUAGUCACUAAUUUGGCUACUUAUGUUUUAAGGAUUUGAGCUGCGGAUUUGAGGUCCCCAGCAAUGCCUUACCCCUUGACCUUCGUGGUCUUUUUAUUCAAAUGAAAAUAUGACUUAUCAGAUGUAAUCUGCUUUAUUUUUCAGCUGUAACAAUGCAAUUUGUGUCCCAUUGUUUUUUGGAUUACCAUGAUCCUACUAUAGGUGAGACGAUAACCAAACGGGGAUUUUUUUUAUUGAUUUAUAUCGCUAUUUUACAGUGUUCUCCUUAAAUUUUAGCUCGGUAGGUACAGGAUCAUUCGCAGCCGUAUAGCAACCCUAAAUUUUAGCUCGGUAGGUAAGGGAUCAUUCGCAGCCGGUAAGGCAAAAAAUGUGCACCACAGAGGUGCACGUUUCUGGGGGAAGGUGGGCAGUGGAGUGCGGGACAUGGCUCCGCCCUUGCUGGGAAAUUUGGGAGCUAUAAGUUCUCUGAAACAUCAUUCCCUCAUUUUAAGACCUUUUAUGCAACUCGGCUGUUCUCACCUUAAAACAACAAUUUAAAACAAUUGAUUCCAAUAAUUUUACUCUGUCUUCAAUGUUGUUUCCAAAAUGCAUGGCCCAUAUAGAAAGAAAAGCUGUGUAUACAUACUUUAGCACUUUUCCACAUAUUCAUUCAUUUUCUUGUGGCAUGUGAGAAUCAGAUUGGAUCACAACUUGUGUAUUUUUUUAAAGUACUUCUUUAAUUUUAGUAAACCUUCUGUAUGUUGCAGGUGGUAAGAAGUGUUGCUUCAGGUGGUAAAUUUUACCGGUUACUGCCUGAUAGGGAGAACACUGUAUUUAAUUAAUUAUUGUACUACACAUUGUAACAUUAAUUUGUUCUGAGCCGUCAAAGUUUAAUUGCUCAUUUCUUCUUUAGGUUUUCUUGUGAAUUAUUUAUGUGAUUUUUACUUUGUUAACUAAUUCAAUUAAAAAUAUCUUAUAAUUUAUGAUAAGUAUUUUUCAUCUUGUUGUUAGAGGAUGCAUAUCAACGUCAAGCUGUUAUUGAUGGUGAAUCAGGGCUGCUGGACAUUUUGGAUACCGCUGGACAAGUAAGCUAAAGCGCUUGUUCAAGUUUCCUGCUUUUGUUUUAUUUUUAAGAGUAUACACAAAUAAAAUGGCACCUUCUGCCAUUGUAAGUAACUUUUAUUAGAUAUGAUUAUUAUUGGUUUGAUUUUCUGGGAGUUGGGCGUACUUUCUUUAGAUGUUUUGAAUUUUUUAUGAUAACUAUUUUUUAAUAAUCUUUUUAUGUAAGUUGUGGCAAUUGUAACAUUGGUGGCAUGGAUGGUGCUAUUCACAGCUUCAAAAGAUGCAAUUGUACCAAAAAGAAAUUUGUUCGCUCAUGGGAAAAAACAAAGUUGAUUUUCUGUUCUUUUAAUUGCAGCAAGAGUUUACAGCUAUGAGAGAACAGUACAUGCGAAGUGGUGAGGGAUUUAUCAUAAUGUACUCCGUAACAGAUAGACAAAGUUUUAGAGAGGCUUCACAAGCCAAAAAACAAAUUGAGCGUGUGCGACGAUGUGAUGACAUACCUAUGGUUCUUGUUGCGAACAAAAUUGAUUUGGAAAGUAAACGAGAAGUCACAACGGAAGAAGGGCAAGCACUCGCUCAGGAGUUUGACUGUGCAUUUUUUGAAACAUCUGCUGCCUUACGGCAUUUUGUGGACGAUGUUUUUCACAGUUUAGUACGACAGAUAAGGAGAAAGGAAAGGCUUGGGACAAAGUCAGCUCAAAAGGACAAAAAACACCGCAAGAGAGCAGGAACUAUUCUGCAAAACCUAUUCAGGCGCCAAAAGAAAACAGCGUAAGAAUAAUAUGAAAAUUGUGCUUCAAAACUGUAAAACUGUUCAUACUUACCCGGACCAUAAUCAAAUCAACACAAAUUUUUCCAUCUUUGGAGUGGAAAGUGACACAAAAGAGUGAAACAACAUACACAUCACGGCUUAGAAGCUGUUCGUCUAAAUUUGGUGUUGUAGAAUAUUUUUUCCCUUGUUUUGUUAUCCUUAAACUAUCUUGGGUACUGUAUUCCCUUAUUUGCAUGUUUCUGGGAAGGAAAUUAGGCGACUGGACUAAUUUGAGAGAUUUAGAGUUACGUUUAUGGGAAACAUGAAUUUGUUGUGGACACAUGACCAAGUUUUCCCUAUACUUGUCUUUAACUGUUCUUUACUUCUACAAAAAAUAAAAGUAAUUUCACAUUAUUGCCAUCCACAAGAAUAUAUUAUUUUAGACUGUUUUUAUCUGUUCAUUUUCUAUUUUGAGAAAUUUUCAACAUGAAUCUCUUAUUUGGCAUUUGCCACAAUCAUAGCUCUAAAUCUCUCCAAUAUUAGGAAAAUCCAACUAGUGGUCUAUUAUCAAUGCAGCAUUCUGAUUGGCUGAGCUACUAGGCUAUAUCAUCUGUUAUAGCCCAAUAGUAGCGAAAAUCGCCUGCUUUUUGAUGGCCAAAAAGAAAAGGAUUUAAAGUCUAGCUUGAACUAGCUAAAGUUGUUUUGUGUCGAUAUUUUUGACCAACUAUUUGGAUUUUACUAGAACAAUUAUUCCUCUUGCCCUCAUGACCUCUGAGUCAAUAGCCCAUUCAGGCUUGAGGAAUAAUUGUUAAUUAUCUUUAAUGUGAGAACUAUGCAUAUUAUCAUGACUGUUUAAAACUAAAAAUAUUCAGAAAAUUUUUUUUAAAACCUAAUACUACCCUUAACGCCAUAAAAAAGUUAAUAUGCAUCUGCAAGUGCCCCUGCAUUUUGUUCUUGCAAUAUUUGCUAACUAAUUGGGUCAGUGUUGACAAAGUACAUACUGAGACCAUGCAAUUUAAAAGUAUUUGCAUAUGAUCCAUAGUACAUAUGGACCAACAACCCUCCAAGUUAAAGGGUUUGCUCAGUUGCCAUUUGGGAACCAACUUUUUUGUUUUAGGGAGACUUUUUUAGCAAAUCAAGUGGGUAGCUCCAAAAUUUUAGGUGCCAUGGCAACCAAAAUGGUAGCAACUUGGAGGGUUGACCAAGCAUGUAGUCAAGAUGGCAAUGGCUUAAAAUGUACCAGAAGGUCAACAAAAAUGAAAAAAGAACAAGGCCAAUAUCCAGCCAACUUGACAGAGCUGCGUCAAUGAAGGAUCUAUUAUACAGCCAAUAAAAUAGAACAAGAUGGGGCUAUCUUGCCCACUCAUGUAGCCAAUCAGAAAACAGGAUUAGCUUCAUCUUGCAUGCCUUUGGAUUCUGCCAUAUACCAAUACCAAAAACAAAGCUAGGGAGUUAAUUAUUGCUUUGAAUCAAAGCAGGUCAAUGUCAUUAUUUCUGCACAGAAAUGGAGAGUGACCUGCCACAGAUAGCAAGGAAUUUAUGGUGUGUCCAUAUAAUAGAAGUAUAUUGUUCCAAAAUCAUAUUUUACAGUGUAAUUAAUUUUAGAUUUAACUCAGAAAAAAAAAUCAACAAAGUUUCAUACGGGGAGGCUCCACCCUGAGGUUCAACUCCUUACCCUUUUAUAUACCAUUUUUGACAGGUACCUCUUUUGGAUAUGUUACAGGUUAAAUUUUUUUAACCUCAGUUGAUUCUCAAUUUUCCUUGUUUCCUAGCCCUAAUUAUUCAUGAAUUAGGGCCAGGAGACAAAGGAAAUUGAGAAUCACUUAGGUUAAAAAGGUUUAACCUGAAAUCAAAUUUGACCUGUAGCAUAUACAUCCUAUUGACAAGUGGUAACCGUAGCUUAGAAUGCUGCAUGCCUGUAAAUGCACAGUCUUUUAAAAAACCAGAAUGUUUUCUCAACUUUGUCACAGCCAUUAAAUGUUAGCCGUUUGGGACUUUUUCAGACUGAAAUGACAGAUUUCCCCACUCUUUCAUAUACUCCAACCAGUGAUUUCUCUACCCUUUCAUAUACCUGAAGCGUGAAUAUAAGGUACCUAAUCGGGCUGAGCCUCUCUAUAAAGGCCAUUAUAGGAAGUACCCCCCGGCCCAAGAUCACUUUUUAUGAAUUAUAAGAGACGUAGGCGACGUGAAGGGAGAAUUUGUACAUCAAUAUCAAGGGUUAAAAGUCUUGAAUGCUUAAGGCAGUGAACUUUAGGUGCUGAAACAAUAGGGAAGAACAAAGAUUAUCUUAGAUUUUAGGCUAGGUUAUAUGAUAUUGUAUAUUUUACAAUUUGAUGAGAUGAAAAAGGAUCACCCUAAUAUUAGCGAUAGGAAAUUUUAUAGAAUUUAUUUACUUUAUCAUUAUAAUCUGACGCGUAGGAAAAACUUCACAAUUUCAGUUUUAUGUUGCUUGAAAGUUAAAUAUUUGUGGGCCCAAAAUUAAUUAAGUAUUGGCAAAUAACUGCAUAUAUUUUUCCUCAUUAUUUAUGGCUGAAAAAGAUAUGGUGUAUUCAAAUGUAGUUGGACUGAGGAUUUCUUAGAAUAAAGUAAAUGUAAAUUGCU
This is a messenger RNA of Porites lobata, 6744 nucleotides long. The record is from the annotation of a GenBank genome assembly. NCBI's taxonomy places the organism in Eukaryota, Metazoa, Cnidaria, Anthozoa, Scleractinia, Poritidae.